Messenger RNA from Ambispora leptoticha, 271 nucleotides. The record is from the annotation of a GenBank genome assembly. NCBI's taxonomy places the organism in Eukaryota, Fungi, Glomeromycota, Glomeromycetes, Archaeosporales, Ambisporaceae.
ACAUGCUGAAGAUAUAUCCUUGCGUAAACAGCAACUAAUACAUAGUAUUGUUUCUUCUGAGAUAAUAUCUGAAAAUAAUACUUCAGAUAGAAAGUCAAAGAAAAGAAAACUAGGAUCCAGCUCUAGAUCUGUUCGAGUAUCUGAUUUAGUCAAUAUUAUUAGGAUAGAGACUAGCUUUUCAGCUAAUAAAGUUGGUAUAACUGAUAUUCUGAUAAAAAAAGUAGAUGAAAUGAAUGACUUACAAGUUAAGCUUGCACAAAAUCAUAAAUAA